AUGCUUGCAUCCGUUUGCUGGUCUCGUCUUCCAGAUAUGGAUAACAAUAUGGAUCAGGAUGAGUUCACAAUAAACUCAUCUUCACCUAGUCAUUCGCUCACCUUGUCUGUUCCUGAAUCUGUGGAGAAUACGUCUGCUUCCAUCGCUAACUUAAAAACUGAUCCACCUACCUGUUCCCAAUGCGGGAAGCAAUUUGCCAAUAUUUACCGUCUACAACGUCAUCAGCUGAGUCACAGCGACGGUGAAGAGUUGAGAAUACAUCGCUGUACCCAGUGCAGCAGGGCCUUCAAAUUCAAGCAUCACUUGAAAGAGCACAUUAGAAUUCAUACGGGGGAGAAGCCAUUUGAAUGCAAACAUUGUGGGACACGAUUCAGUCAUUCGGGAUCCUAUUCUAGUCAUAUGUCAAGCAAGAAAUGUACUUCACGGUCUACUAAUUUCAUUUCAGAUGGGCAACCUUCUAAUCCUUCCAAUAACAAUGGAAAUUCAACGCUUUCAGCCUCGCGGCAUCAAGGAACACGUUUUCCGAUUGCACUCGAGAAAGAGAGCAUUCCAAUUUCUAACCCAGAGGGUAAUUCCAGGAUUUCUCAAGAACAAGUUAAACAACCUACAAAUGACAGGGGACCAGACAACCAAAAAUUGAAUGUCAUAUUACAAAACAAUCUUCCAGGGAGGAGAAAAACAGACGUCGGAUCAACUCCCUUGGCAACAUCUAAUCAGAAUGCACCUCUUGAUUUGUCGAUUUCCAGGAGGAUAUCAUUUGAAGACUUGAAUAAAAUAGAGCCUUCUUCAUCAACUCCUCAGUUAAUUUCUGCAUUUCCUCUUCUGUUACCUAGUCAAAUUUCGCCCACAACCAUAAGUUCGAAUCCGCAGUCUCAAAUGCUCUCCUCCAUGGAAACAAGUCGGAAUCAAUCAAGAGAGCCUUUGCAAGAACAAUCACAAUCACUUUUUCAAAAUACCCUUCUUUCGAACUAUCAACAGUAUUUGAACCGGAUAACAACAUUAAUGGCCAAUCAAAGUCAAACUCCAAUUGCUCCAUCACUUCCACUCUCAACCUCACCGUUUACCUUUCUACUUCCACCUCCUUUAUUUAACCCCAUGACGUCAUAUUUGGGUGGACCUAUGAAAGAUCAGUUUCCUCAAAGUGGAAGAACCCAACCCCAGGAGAAUCAAUCCACUCCCCCCAAUUCAUCAGAGAAUUCAACAAGAAAGACUACUCUUAAACGCGAAACUUCAGAUUUCGGAGAGGAUACGACAUGA
Messenger RNA from Rodentolepis nana, 1257 nucleotides. The record is from the annotation of a GenBank genome assembly. Lineage: Eukaryota; Metazoa; Platyhelminthes; Cestoda; Cyclophyllidea; Hymenolepididae.